GUCACAUCCGUCGACAGCAAUAGCCUCGUCAAUAGUCACACAAACUCAUCUACGAUGCCUCCCAAACGCGAUCUCAACAAAGUCGGGACGGAACAGUCCGACUUUCCCAUCUUGUGCGAGACGUGUCUCGGAGAGAAUCCUUAUGUUCGGAUGAGCAAGCAGGAGUACGGAAAGGAAUGCAAGAUCUGUGUACGACCCUUCACCGUCUUUCGUUGGAACCCCGGUAGUGGAGCCAGGUUCAAGAAGACCGAGAUCUGUACCACCUGUGCCAAGAUCAAGAACGUCUGUCAGACGUGCUUGCUUGAUUUGGAAUACGGUCUGCCGACUCAGGUCAGGGAUGCCGCUCUGGGGCGAAUCAACACGGCUCCUACGUCGGACAUCAACAAGCAGUUCUAUACCCAGGUCAUGGAACAACAGAUGGCCAACACGUCGUCUGGCAUGAUGGCCGAUACCCACGAUGCGCAGCUCGCUUCUUCUGCGGCCAAGGAGAUGUUGAAGGAGAUGGCGAGGAAAGAUCCUCAUUACAAGAGGAACCGACCCCAUAUCUGCAGCUUCUUCUUGAAGGGGGACUGUAAACGAGGCAACGAGUGUCCUUUCCGACAUGAGAUCCCGGCAGAGAACGGUCUGGAAAAGCAAAACCUGCAAGAUAGAUAUUACGGACGGAACGAUCCCGUGGCCAAGAAGAUCCUGCGUGAUAAUGCCGAGAGCAAGGGUCUCACACCGCCAGAGGAUAAGAGCGUCACUACCCUCAUCUUCUUGACGUUACCGGUCUGCGGGGAGCCCGACGUACGGUCAUCCCUGAUGAGCGCCUGCCCAUUCAUCCAGGCCAAACAGAUCAAGACAAUCACAACCGUUGCUGCCAGUCACUGCGCCUUCGUAAUCUUCCAGGAUCGAGCGACUGCGGAGCGAGUAGCAGACUCAUUAACCGCCCAGGGUGGUAUCGAGGUGCUGGGCAAACGUGGCAAGGUCGUCUGGGGUCGACCAAGACCAGCUAAAAAGGCCAUCACGGCAUCGGCCACCGCUACCGCUGUCAGCGCGUAAGCAAAGGGUUCGAUCUACCUAUAAAUCUAUAGAUUGCUUGUGACUAGUAAUCACGAUCGUCACAGGUUUCAAAACGCCGAGAGAUACGUCAGCCGUUCCCAGCCCACCAGAAUUCGCCAUAGGGCAUGAGUGCCGUCACGCAAAAAUUGUCCCUGGAGUCGCUAUCUUGGAGUUAACGGCGAAAAUCGCUAAGCGAUGCUGGUAGCUUCAACAGUUGACAGUAGACUCGAUUAUCAUCCAUUUGAUGGCAUUGUCGUCGUCGCCGCUAAGGUGGCAUCUCUAGUCUAAAAGUACCAACUUGCAUCAAAACCCUCAAUGACACCGACGCCAACAA
Filobasidium floriforme is the source of this 1375-nucleotide messenger RNA. RefSeq names its product putative cell wall organization and biogenesis-related protein. The transcript is spliced from 11 exons. Gene Ontology annotation, molecular function: U6 snRNA binding; pre-mRNA binding; metal ion binding. The record is from RefSeq and is a predicted model, not a curated record. Bases 55 to 1041 code for a protein of 328 amino acids. Gene Ontology annotation, cellular component: Prp19 complex; U2-type catalytic step 1 spliceosome; U2-type catalytic step 2 spliceosome. NCBI's taxonomy places the organism in Eukaryota, Fungi, Basidiomycota, Tremellomycetes, Filobasidiales, Filobasidiaceae.